Messenger RNA from Hyalella azteca, 2223 nucleotides. RefSeq lists its product as uncharacterized. Gene Ontology annotation, molecular function: protein binding. The transcript has 4 exons. Bases 101 to 1612 code for a protein of 503 amino acids. NCBI's taxonomy places the organism in Eukaryota, Metazoa, Arthropoda, Malacostraca, Amphipoda, Hyalellidae. The record is from RefSeq and is a predicted model, not a curated record.
AGGCGUACAAUAAGUGGUUCAGAGAGAAUCGAGCAUAUACUAUAUUCAUAUUAUCGGGCUGUACUUACAUAAUUGCCACUCAAACAAAAUUGUUCCAAAAAUGUCAAAUUCAAGUAAAUUUGGGUUCACUCAUAUUUUUGCGGCUCUAUUUUUCCAUAUAAUUUGUAGUCAUUCAGCUGAAGCCCAAAUUUCUCUCCACCGCUCGAUUGACAGAAACUAUGACUCAUCUCUGCAACAGCGAGUCAGCAGGCGACUCUUAUCAUCCAGCAUCGUGACGCCAAUAUCACCGGAGCUGGAGCACGACCCGAUGGCGGCCACCGUAUUAGGUGGAAUUAACCGCAUCGGGAGAUCCACGGUCCAAGCGGCCGAGCUGCUCUCGCUCACAACGGACGUACAGCAAAAACGUCACUUAGUGAACCAAGGAGGCAACGUCGUCUUGAACCAGAACGAGCAGCCGCUGGUGCUUAACAGUCAAGUUAACACGAUCGAUCAAAAUAGUCCCUUCAGUCACAUUAGUCCUCAUAAUUUUCACAAUGACAAUCAAAACAAGCAGGUCAAUUUCAUCACCACACAGAGUGUCCCAAGCGGUAAUCACAAUAGAGUAAAUAAUUUAAAUCAUAAUACUGUCCUGAACAGUAAUCAAAUUAGGCCCAUAAAUGUAGUGCACCAACAAACUUUUCUUGACACAAACAGCCAGAACAGCCAAUCCAACGUCAUCAAUCAACAAAGUAAUACAAUCAGCAAUCCAAACAAGCAACUACAAAUUGUCAGGACGAUAACAACACCUGCAUCUAAUCGACAAACAAUAACAACUGUCACGAGUAAUAACAACAACCAGGCUCUCCUAACAUCAACAACCAAUAAUCAAAACAAUAUCCAGAAUCAACUGCCCUUAAUAUUAAACCAAUUUCAGAGUAACAAUAAUGGCUUCAAUAAUGCUAAUGCGCGAAACAACAUCCAACAUAACAAAGUAAGCGUCAUUCAGAGCGGUUCAGUCGUGCAGCAACACAAUCCAAUUAUAAAUAACGAGAAUGGCAAUAACGAUGGUAAACCUAGCUUUGUUCAACAACAAUUCAGCGCAGUCAAUCCUCAUGAUGGAAACAACAGGGACAAUAAUAAUAAAAAUGACAGAAAAGAAUCUGAUAACCGACAGUUAUUUUUGGCAAAUUCGUCUUCGAACUCAAAGUCCCCUUCAACGGCAGUCACAUCAGGACCGUGCGUAGCAGCCUUCAGUGUCCGGAAAGGCAUCGCGCAAGACACUGACAAAAGCAAGCCACGCAGGCUUACGUUCCAGGACGUUCUCACAAACACCGGCGGUUGGUCCAAGAAGCGCCAGCAGUUCGAAACGCCAUGCACGGGACUCUAUUUCUUCUCCUUCCACGCAAUAUCUGCCAAAGACUCGGAUUUCACAAUUGCGUUGAUGAAGGACGGACAUUUCCAAGUAACGGCGUACGGAGGCAAGGAUGGCUACCAGUGGGGUGCCAACUCUGUGCUACUCUUCCUCAACCCUGGCGAGAAUGUCUAUCUGGAGCUGCAGCAGGGGGAGAUCUACGAGCAUCCAUACGAAGAAGCAUAUACUACCUUCUCUGGCUUCCUUAUCAACAGUCUUUGAGAGGGUAUACUACUGAAGAUAUAGUUUGAAUAUGUGAAGGAUGACGCUCGGAGUUUAAUGUGGUAUUUAUAUGCGAGAGAAGCUCCAUGAUUUUCUGUUUAAUGUUUUUAAUCGAGGAUCCUGUGCAAAAUCGGUGCUGAUGCAUACAAAUUUUAAGUCAACAGUCAAUCAAUGACUUUGUUGUAAAAAUUGUAAAAAUUAUUAUUCAACUAUAGCGAAUGCAAAGAUAUGGGGUUAUGUUUUCUAUGUUCCCAUGCUCUAUUGUUUUUACAUUGUUGGAGGCGCUGUUCACUGUCUGUGAACCUUGUUCAAAGUUGUUGACUUUUCUGCUUCUGGUGGGAACCUCUUGAAUGCUUAAAACAUUCUGUGUUCGUUGCUUGACCAACGUGAACGGCCUCAAUGGCCUUGAUGUCCUUCCGUUAUUGAAGCGGUUAAGUCAGAAAGUUAGUAAGUCACUAAAAUUUUCAAUCAGAGUUACUAAUAUUUGCUAUUGGAUCUAGAGAGUUUUUAUAAUACAUGUGCCCUGCUGAAAAAUUCCUGGUGUUUUCGGACGUAUUUGUAAGCAGAUGUGAUGAAUGCAUGAGUGUAAAUUAAAGCACCUCUUGCAUGUC